AUGAUGAUGAUCUCACCUGACAAUCUCAUCCUGGACAAUCCCUCACAUUCAGACACUUUUAGUAAUUUAGCGCACUACCAGGAUGCCUUCAUAACGUCUGCGGCUGCCGAGAAUUUGGCAUUAAAAGGAACGGCUGUACAGUCGAGCACAUAUAAAAGCUGUGGAGCUGCAAACGCCAUCGACGGCAUCAGAUAUGCUCCAGGUGAAGCCACAAGCUGCUCCCACACAGGAUACCAGCUCAACCCGUGGUGGAGGCUGGACCUGCUGGAUUAUUACUACAUUUACAAAGUGACCAUCACCAACAGAGCUGAUUGCUGCCCUGAGCGCAUGACUGGAGUAGAGAUCCGCAUUGGAAACUCUCUGGAAAACAACGGCAACAACAAUCCCAGAUGUGCUGUCAUCACUUCACUUGUCCCAGCACGCAGUACUGUCAGUUUCUCUUGCGGUGGAAUGGAAGGUCGUUAUGUGAACAUGUACAUUCCUAACAUCCAGAGGUAUCUCACGCUGUGUGAGGUGGAGGUUUAUGGAACAGCCAAGAAGCAGGUGAUCCGAGUGCAAGUGAAAACUGCUGAGAAUGUGGAUGAAGCUGAACUGAAGACGCUCGUCUUAAACAAGAUCCAGCAGAAACUGCAGAAACGUCAGCAACCUGGAAUGGAGGGCAGCAGCAGGCAGGAUGGUUUUUCAGAAGAACAAGAGUAA
Molecule: messenger RNA, 699 nt
Organism: Cyprinus carpio (common carp)
Lineage: Eukaryota; Metazoa; Chordata; Actinopteri; Cypriniformes; Cyprinidae
Product: fucolectin-like
Exons: 5
Coding region: 1-699 (232 amino acids)
Source: RefSeq, a predicted model, not a curated record